Messenger RNA from Symbiodinium sp. CCMP2456, 561 nucleotides. Lineage: Eukaryota; Dinophyceae; Suessiales; Symbiodiniaceae. The record is from the annotation of a GenBank genome assembly.
AUGCGCCGCAGAUUUCGAUUGGGCCACCUCGCCUUUAUUCUUCUUUCCUUUUGCCUCUGGCUCACGGAAUGGAUGAGCGCUCGGUGCCUGUUGGCCGGUCAGAUGGGGCUUUCGACAGGAAGUCUGCCCUAUCGAGGGAGGCAUCACCGGGUCUGUCGAGCAGCAGGGCGGGCUUCGGCCUCACCGUGGAAGAUCCUGGGGCUGCAGCGUGGGACUGCCAAAGAAGACAUCAAGGCCCGCUACAGAGAGCUUGCUGCCACUGAGCACCCAGACAAGAGGACAGAUUUGGAGCCCGCCUUGGCUUCGGCUCGGUUUGCUGAAAUCACCUCAGCAUACCGCGACCUCAUGGACAAGCCAGAUACCGAGGACAGCAUUGCGAGCAACUGGCGAGACGAAGUCUGGGAGGAAGUUAAGUCCGAUGUCGAUCCAGAUUCGUAUGUCAUUUUCUAUGCAAUCGCACUGUGGGUCGUAGUGUUGCUCUUCCUGUCCAACUUGGAUUGGUUCACUUGGGACGAUUGCUAUCAGACGUGGCAGUGGUGGUGCAGCUUGAAAGGUAACUAG